AUGGCAGAGCAGAACAUCCAACUCGUCGACCACACGGACGGCGACAAUCCCCCCACAACGCAGUCGGAGCCCCCUCGAACGCCAGACUCGCACAUCGACAUACUCUAUGAGAACCAGCGCGGAUGGUUCGUCUUCGGGAUACCUCUCUUUUCUUCAAAAGCGCUAUGGAACUUCCGGGUCGACCCCGCACCAUGGGUAGACGCCAAGUUCAAGCCCUCGGCCGUCAACAUCACAAACGCACAAGUACCUGAUCCGAGCUGGGUAUGGGACUGGAAGAGCUGGUAUGUCGACAUGAGCCUGGAUGUCGAUGAGGAGGGGUGGCAGUAUAGUCUUCUGUUCAAGGGCUCGCCAUGGCACGGCAACCACCCGUGGUUCCACAGCUUUGUCAGGAGGCGGCGAUGGCUGCGAAGGCGCAUCAAGCAGAAGAUACCUCCGAAGACGAAGGAAGCAGUACGUGACAGACUGUUCGGCGACAGGUUCAGCGUUGGUGGUACCACGCUGUUCAGGACCGAUACACCAGGCACUAUGAGUGUGCUGGACAGUAGCGGCCAAGCGUCUGUGGAUGAGGAGAUCCGAGACACUGCAACCCUGAUGAGGAAGCUGAAAGCAGCUGCCAUCGAUCGAGAGAAGAUUGUCAUCAUCAAUAGGUUCAUUGCAGAUGGAGGCGAGGAGCUGCACUACCUCGCAGAACAUAUACCCACUAUCAUGUCCAUGCUCAUCUUCCAAAACUCACGCCGCCAACUCCUCUCCACACUGAUGGACACAUUCGACGCUGCUAAGAGCCACCGCGACGAACACGAGUCUCAAGAAAAGCCCGAAGGCGAAGCCGAAACCCGCAGAAUCAAUAACCUCCUCAAGGCCGUCGAGGCUGCUGAUGCAGAAUGCAAGAAGCUGGAAUACUGGAGUGACAUCCGCGAACUGGCAGUGGAAGGCAGGGCUGGCAAUGCUACUGCCGAGUCUAGUGGGUGGGACGAAAAGUGGCAGGGCGUUGAUGAGAGUGGACCGAAGCAUCCCACGCCUUCCACCGCGUCGUCGAUCACGAUACCUUAA
Ascochyta rabiei is the source of this 1050-nucleotide messenger RNA. RefSeq lists its product as uncharacterized. The record is from RefSeq and is a predicted model, not a curated record. Bases 1 to 1050 code for a protein of 349 amino acids. NCBI's taxonomy places the organism in Eukaryota, Fungi, Ascomycota, Dothideomycetes, Pleosporales, Didymellaceae. Gene Ontology annotation, cellular component: membrane. The transcript is spliced from 2 exons.